UGUGAUGUGGUCGUGUCUGAGUUUGAGUUAAAUGGACAUUAACUGUUUAUUGGUUAGACAUAAAUUGUGUCCGAGCCAGUAUUGUGUCAAUUGUUAGAGAGUGAUUAUGGUAGGUGUGCUUUACAAUAACUGUGUAUUAGUUAGACAUAAAUUCAACAACCAAAAACUCUCUUUUUAAAUAUGAUGAAUUCACCCUUCCUCCUUUGCACAUUCCUUUUACUUUCUCUAUUUCCUUCUAGCUUUAAAACUCUCUUAUGGAUUCAUACGGCCAUACAUCAGGCUUUAUAAACCUUCUAAACAGUUAAAACCCUCAUCCGUCAACUAGUGUAGAUGAACUUGGAGCCUCCGAUGUCUCUGUCUUCGGUAGCGAAUGGGCCCAAGAUGCACACUUUGUUACUGACUGUAAAGAAAGGCGUAAGUGGACACCAACAGAAGAUCUUGUUCUCAUCAGUGCUUGGCUGAACACUUCCAAAGAUCCUGUAAUUGGUAAUGAGCAAAAGGCCAUAGCGUUUUGGAAGAGAAUUGCUUUUUAUUUUGCAUCAAGUCCCAAGCUUGUCGGUUUGUCAAAGAGAGAGCCUGAUAACUGUAAACAAAGGUGAGGGAAAAUUAAUGAGGGUGUGUGCAAGUUUGUAGGCUGCUAUGAAGCUGCAGUUAAACAAAAAUCCAGUGGCCAAAGUGAGGAUGAUGUUAUGAAGAUGGCACAUGCGAUUUUCUUCAAUGACCACAAGGUAAAAAUUCACACUUGAGCAUGCAUGGUUAGAGCUUCGCCAUGAUCAGAAAUGGUGUGGAGUUUCUAAAGAAAAUUUGAAGUCUAAAAGAAGAAAGAUUGAUGAUCAAUCUGCACAAUCAUCAACCAGUGUGCCUGUUGGGGAAGAAGAAGCAGUUGGUCGGCCAGCUGGUGUUAAAGCGGCAAAGGCGAAGAACAAACGCUCUGUGAGCAAGGAGGAAGGAGUAGUGGAUUUUCAGAAGAUGUGGGAGAUAAGAGAGAGAGACUAUGUUAUGAAAGACAAGCUUAACAAGCAAAAAAUACUUGAUAGCCUCAUUAAGAAGAUAGAGCCACUUACUGAGACUGAAAUUGCUUUGAAGAACAAGCUAAUUAAUGACAUGUUAGCAAGUUAGGUUGUGUUUAAUGACUAAGUUUGUUUCAGUUUAAUGUAUGAGUCUAAGUUUCAUUGUAAUAUCUAAGUUUUUUUCUGUUUCAGUUUAAUGUCUUAGUUUGUUUAUGUUUCAGUUUAAUGUAUGAGUCUGUUUCUGUUCAUUUUAAUGUCUGACUUUAUGAGUUGUAAUACAAGUUCAAGUUAAUCAAGUUGAAGUUUAAUGUCGUUUAUGAGUUUGAUUGAAGUUGAGUUUAUUUGUUUCUUUUUCAAUAUGAUUCACGUUUCUCAACUGUUUUUUGCAGGUAGCUUGUGAGUGUUGGCAGACCACAUGUGACAGAAGAAGACUAUAAGAAAGUGAAGAACAUGAAGAGAAAGUGAAGCUUUACAGCUUGUAAGUGGUGGCAGACAACAUGUGACAGAAGAGGACAACAAGAAAAAGAAGCUUUACAGCUUGUGAGAACAAGAAGAACACGGACAAGUUCUGUUUUUUUUUCUUUAUAAGCCAACAAGUGUAUUGUGUUUUGCUCUUACCAUUUAAACAAACCAUUUUUUUCUUUUUCUUUAUAAGCCAACGAAUGUAUUGCAUUUUCAUCUUACCAUUUCAACAAACCUUUUUUGUUUCUCUCUUUCUUUGUUUCCUUCUUUCUCUUUCAGAAAUAUUGGGUUUCCCUCUUACCAAAUUUUUUUUCUUUCUAAAUGGCUUCUUCUUCUUCUAAUGAGUUUGAAGAAAUGAUGGAUGAAAGAUUCGACCAAAUUUUCGAUCAAAAAUUCGAAAAUCUUUUCAAUCAUAAUGAAGAUCACCAACAAGCAUCACAUCAAAAAAAAAGAGACGAGCCUACAUUGAAAGACAACGAGAACAAGGACACAUGCAGUUAUGGAACGAUUAUUUCAGUGAAGAUGCAACAUAUCCUUCUCACAUGUUUUGACGCCGUUUUCGAAUGAACAAGUCCUUGUUCAUGCGUAUUGUUAACCGACUCUCCGCUGAAAUUCCAUACUUUCAACAAAGAAGAGAUGCUACUGGAAGGUUCGGUCACUCUCCGUUACAAAAGGCAACGACAGCAAUUCGUAUGAUGGCAUAUGGUUGCCCAGCUGAUGCGGUCGACGAGUACCUCCGACUUGGUGAGACCACCGCACUUUUUAUGUUUGGAACAUUUUGUUCAAGGAAUCAUAAAUUUAUUUGGAGAUGAGUAUCUACGAAGACCCACGCCAGAAGAUCUUCAACGACUACUUGAUAUUAAUUGGAGAGAUACGCGGAUUUCCCGGGAUGAUAGGAAGCAUUGGUUGUAUGCAUUGGGAGUGGAAGAAUUGUCCGACUGCAUGGAAAGGUCAAUAUACACGUGGAUCAGGAAAGCCAACCAUUGUUUUAGAAGCUGUAGCUUCACAAGGUCUCUGGAUAUGGCAUGCGUUUUUCGGACCUCCAGAUGAUAUUUAUCCAAAAUGGGCUACUUUUUUCCAAUCUAUUCCACUUCCGCAAGGUCCGAAAGCAUCCUUAUUCGCUACACAUCAAGAAGCUGUACGUAAAGAUGUCGAGCGUGCUUUUGGGGUCUUGCAAGCUCGAUUUGCCAUGGUAAAAAAUCCAGCUCUUUUGUGGGAUAAAAUAAAAAUUGGCAAGAUAAUGAGAGCAUGUAUCAUUCUACAUAAUAUGAUCGUAGAAGACGAACGAGAUGGGUUCACUCAGUUUGAUGUAUCAGUUUUCGCACAACCGGAAUCAAACCGUAGUUCACAAGUGGAUUUCACGUAUUCUACAGAUAUGCCUUCAAAUCUCGGCAAUAUGAUGAGCGUUCGGAAUCGAGUUCGUGAUAAAACAAUACAUCAACAAUUGAAAGCUGAUUUGGUUGAGCAUAUUUGGCAAAAAUUUGGAACAAAUCAAGAUUUCUACUAAUCGGCUUUUCUCGUUUUUGAUUUGUAUUUGUACCUUUCAUAUGUUUUAUGUAAUUUUUAUUAAUAAAUUUAUGUAUGCUUUUAUUUUAAA
This is a messenger RNA of Brassica napus (rape), 3069 nucleotides long. RefSeq lists its product as uncharacterized. The transcript is spliced from 2 exons. Lineage: Eukaryota; Viridiplantae; Streptophyta; Magnoliopsida; Brassicales; Brassicaceae. Bases 2281 to 2979 code for a protein of 232 amino acids. The record is from RefSeq and is a predicted model, not a curated record.